Gigantopelta aegis is the source of this 1586-nucleotide messenger RNA. RefSeq lists its product as uncharacterized. The transcript has 2 exons. Bases 114 to 1412 code for a protein of 432 amino acids. NCBI's taxonomy places the organism in Eukaryota, Metazoa, Mollusca, Gastropoda, Neomphalida, Peltospiridae. The record is from RefSeq and is a predicted model, not a curated record.
AUAUUGGCCGAUUAUUCCCUGUCGCUCCAGCUUGGCGGAUAUUACACGUGGAAGCAGAUUGGUGAUGUCUUGGACUUUACCAUAUACUCUGUCUGCAUAAAUUGAAUACGACAAUGAACGUGCGUCCGGGAAGAGACCGAGAGAUGGCGGCCGUGACAUUCAAUCAAAAGGAACAACGCUGCUUGGAGAGAGCCAUGAAGACUCUUCACUUGGAAUACUGCUACCAACUGAAACUGCUCGACCUUGACCACAGAGUCAUUAGGGUCAAUUACAAACGACUCAAAGAUAAGGUCACAAAAAUUAAGUCAUAUCUAUCAGCGGAAGAAAUCCACAGUCUAAGAAAAUUAGACAGUGAAGGCAAAAUAAAACUAACGUGCAAUUCUGUGAAUCUCAGUGGAACAUUAAAAAUAGCAGCUGCGGCAAAAAGAUUAAAAUGUUUCCCGUCUGGACAUAAGGUAGACAGGGUAGUCAGUGCUGAUUCGCGCUUAAUCGGCCGAGAUGGACAAUCGGAACCCCUAGCAUCAACUCCAGUUGCCAAUAAUACACGUCGGUGCAAUUCUGUAACGGGUGUGUUCACUGAUGCACCGAUACUCAAUAAACUACAACGAAGGGAAUCCUCCGAUCUUGGUUUUAUCACCACAGGUGUAACGAGACCGAGAGUCGCGACUUUGAAUGACGGGCAACGUUCUGUAUCUAGCAGGGUUCGACAGAGUACUAACAGAGUCUAUACUCCUUCACGACGCUACACGAGUACAGACACUGAACCGAACAAAUCAAUAUCGUCACGGCCAGAUACAUGCACCUCUGGAUACGUCACUCUACAUUCCCACUCGCCAUUUUCUUCUCAUUCUGCAGCCGAAAAAGAUGCGGCAAGACUGAUGACAGAACCCUUUAGACCACAGCGAGAAAUGAAGUCAUUUCCCUGUGACGAGUCGAUUGACAGCAAUUUUGGGGAUGAUCUGUACGAGGAACGUCGACAGGAACUGUUAGAAGACGAGCUGUCCAGAGCAGCUGAACUUGAAAUUCGUAAAAAUCGAUUCUUAAAGAGUGUUGACAAUUAUUUACAUGUAGCCCCAUCAACACUCUUACCGAAAGAUUUGUUUCAGAAGCAAGACUCCAAACGGCCUGCAACUGUAGAUUCUCAAACGGAAACAAUUGCCGAUAACGGGAGGCUGCUAACCAGACGGCUUCGAGUGGAUUUCGAUGAAACACCCACAUAUUUACCCGAAGAAGAAUACCGUAAGAGACUUCUUGACUUGUGGACAGACAUGAACAAGUGUAGGUAUUUAAGAGUGCCCGAUGAACUCAUUGACCUAUCGGGAAUUCGAACAUUAGCAACUGAACAAAUUCGACUAUUUGAUAGUCUAAGAACAUCAGGAUACAAGACAUUUGCUGCCUCUGCUGAAGUAUGAACGCAAAUAUAAACAAUGAGAGUGACUUCUGAACAAUUUACAUUUAUUGUACAUAUACUAGUACUUUUAUAUCGUUGACCAUCUCAGGAAUGUCAUAUGUUUAUAAUGACUCGUUAUUCUUAAAGGGACAGACCCUAGUUUUAACCCGUAAAAAUUAACACUAAGUUUAUUUAA